This is a messenger RNA of Epinephelus lanceolatus (giant grouper), 2586 nucleotides long. Lineage: Eukaryota; Metazoa; Chordata; Actinopteri; Perciformes; Serranidae. The record is from RefSeq and is a predicted model, not a curated record.
UGCCGCGGCAGCAGCAUUGUGAGGACAGAGCUCGUAUGAAGCGUCGCUGCGUUCCACUGAGAGCCGACCAUGACCUGCUGACCCCCGACACAGACACUCUGUUGGGGGUCCGGCUGCAUCCUGUCCACCAGGUGAGGUUGGAGGGCGUGACCUCUUUAUCAGGACACCUGAGUGACUCAUCCAGCAGCGAAUCAGCUGUCAGGGUGUCGAAGCGAUGCCCUGUGGCAUCUCCAACUCGUCGUCUGCGUUUUGAGGAUGAAACUGAGACAGAAGUGGAGUCCCGUUACCUGGAGCGACAGCAGCAGAGGAGACCAGGAGUGCAGCGAGGGACUGAGGUCCUGGUUUCUAAACCAGACUUGAACCGCUACAUCAACAGCAGGGCAGGACCAGGGUCCGGGCCGCAGGGGGCGGGGCAUGUUGUUGACAGAUGGCAAAGAGGACGGAAGCCCUUGGACAGGGCGGGUCAGUGCAACUCCUGUCACUCUGGCCUGAACCUCUGUCUGUGCCCACCUGUACCUCAAGAGCGGGGGCGGAGUCUGUACAGGCCCUGCCUCAACCUGCACACCGAGCCAAUCAGAGAGACCUACAUCGGCUCUGUCACACCAACGGGGGGAGGGGACGGGACUGGCUGUGACGCUAACAACCAGGUGAGGAGGAGGACCAAUCAGGUGGAACUUAAUGGAAACCAGAUGACCAUCCCUCAGGUCACGCCCACUACAGAUCUUCCAAUCAACCCCUACGCCCCCGACCAGCUGACUGCACCCAGUUUCAAAUGUCAACCCUCCCCAUCUCCUCCACCUGUGACAUCAGCAAUGAUGUCACAGGGCAUCAGGCUCAACGGCACAAUGUCAGAGCAGGAGAUGCCUGCUGCUCCGCCCCCCAACACGGAGCUCCGACCAGGGCCUGAGCUGAAGGGGAGGAAGAGCUCCUCCUCAGAGACAACAGCUGAGAGCCAAGCCCCACCCACCUCAGACAGCGCUGGUUAUGGACAGGACAGACAGCCAAUGAGAGCAGAGCUUCACAGAGACGAUAUGUCACUUCCUGAACGUGUACUCAGCAGAGACCAGCCCUCCCGUCUGUCUCUACGUCGUCUUUUGUCCAACGUCUCACUGAGCAGGACUCGAACCGCCAGCCUGGACCGCCUCAACUCAAGGCCCCGCCCCUCUGUCUCUGACCCCGCACCCUUAGGUCCCAGGAUGUCCUCCAGCCUUCUGAAGAAAACACCGUCUGUUCAGUCACUCAGUGUGGGGUCGCCCUUCCUUCAGUUCAGGAAGUCGUCAUCAGUUCAGAAUUUUGUUUCGGAGCAGAAGAAGAAGACGGAUCGAUCAGCUGACUAUAGACCAUCUGCUGAACAGUUCCUGCAGCGUUGUCUCAGUAUAGAGGACGUUGGACGUCCCUCUUCUGUCCGUUCUGUCGGACGAGUUCUUCAGGUUUAUUCUGAUGGAACGUUUCUGUUGGAAAUCAGUCGACCGAAGAGCCGAACGUUCGGAUUCAUCAUCAGCAGAGGAAGAGGACGUCCUGACUCUGGUGUGUACGUGGACGACAUGGUGGACAGCAGUACUGAGAAGUUGUACGCCGGCUUGCUGGCGGUGGGAGAUGAGAUCCUGGAGGUGAACGGAGAAAAGGUGGCCUGCCUCAAUCUGGACCAGGUUACUCACCUGCUGACCCAGAACACCUCCACCACCGUACGGAUGCUACGACACUGGCGGACGCCACCACAAUGACCACAGCUCCGACUGAGUAUAGCCACCUAACCUUAGAUUCAUAACCACACCUUCAGUCACCUGGUAACCUGAUCACCUGACAAAGCACAGAAAGUGUUUACAUACAAAAAUAUCCUGAUUCAUAACACAGUGCGCACACAUGUCCCACACAUGUCCCACACAUGUUGCCCUUUAUAAAUCACAAUCAACUCAAAAUAUGGCACAGGUGAGCGAGCGUCUGGCCCCGCCCACAGGUGCCUAUAAAUGGGCGUGACUGAGGCUCAAACUGCAGCUGGUGGCAGAUGCUGUAAAUGCUGCUGCCUCAGACUUUGUCACAAGUCAAGAAGAAGCAGUGGUCCGAUAUGAAGGUGGAGGCCAAAAAGCGCACCGCCUCACACAGGCAGAGUGUGUGCACCACCGAUAGGGGAAAGGGGACACCAGAGUUCACACCCCUUGAUGAGAAACUGGCCGGGAUCAUCGGUGAAUCCCUCCUGAGCGGUCACAGAGGCGGAGGGGGACACAGAUGUGGCUGAGUAAAGCACGUGCACUGAAGCUGUGUUAAAACACUCAUGUACAAACACAAUGUAGACGUGAUCCAAAACAACUAACUUUAUCCAAAAUCCUUUUCUCUUGUAGUCCCUGGGUGUUCCAGUGAGGUUGGUGAUGCAGCCCAGCAGAGUGCUCCCAGCGUCUCCCAUGUACCUCGUGCGCCUCAGCCAUCCAGCAGCAGCAGAUGUGUCGUCACAGUCUCGGUCUUGCAGAUCCACAGAGAAACCAUACAGUCAGUUAACCAGGUUGUCAGGGAGUUACGGGAGAUAAAGGCAGUAUUGUCUGACAUAAAGUGUACACUGAAACUGUUGGUCAAUAAAUUAUGUUUGUUUAA